UAACAUACCAGGUAACAACCAGUAUCCAAUCCAAUAGUAGAAAUGGAGAAGCCUUCUCCUCUGCUUCUCCUCUUCCUCUUUUCUGCCAUUUUUACACACACUAACUCUGAAUCUCCAGAUCACUACUUCAAGAAUUUAUCACCUACACUCAAAACCACUUUCUCUAAACCUAAAUACAAAGAAUACUUCGAACUCAUUCGUCCUCUGCCGUUUGACCAUUUGACUCCAUCUUAUGCUCACCAUAUCAUCCACCACACGUUCGCCAACACCGUUAAUCGUCCUCCGUACACCGUCCCAUACGAUCCUCCUACUGGUUGCCCUGCCCCUUGGCUCCGCGUGGCUCUCGAAUUCCGCGCCAAUUCCCGCGGCGACCAGUACGAUCGCAUCGCCGGAUUGUGGCUGGGCGGGGCUGAGCUCCUGCGCACCAGUACGGCUGAGCCUACCGAGUCCGGUAUCUACUGGUCUGUUCGAAAGGAUAUUACUCGUUACUCUUAUCUCUUGAAACAGAGAAACCUUAAUUUCAGUAUCAUGCUCGAAAACAUCGUUAAUGACGUUUACACCGGCGUUUACCAUAUCGACGUUACAAUCUUCUACUACAAAGAUACUACCGUUCGGGCUCCGUUAAUGGGUAACAAUUUCAUAAGCCUUUUUACUAAAAAACAAGGCUUAAUUAGAGAAGAAAGGUUGGCUAAUGGUGUAUACGAAUCGCCAGCUGAUUUGAUAAUUCCUAUUUCUUCGUUUCAUGAUAGUAAAGGCCAUUGGUUUAGAAUCGAAGGAGAAUCAGAUGCUCAUUUAAAGAAAUUGAGAUUCCCAAGCAACACACACAGAGCCAUUUUAGAAUUGUAUGUGUCGUUUCAUGGAAACGAUGAAUUUUGGUACUCUAAUCCAUCAAAUACUUACAUAAGAAUGAAUAAUUUGACUACUUUGCGAGGAAAUGGAGCAUUUAGGGAGGUUUUUGUUACAAUUGACGGAAUGUUUGUGGAUUCAGAAGUGCCAUUUCCAGUAAUUUUCACUGGUGGGAUUAAUCCUUUGUUUUGGGAACCUGCAGUUGCUAUUGGUGCAUUUGAUCUGCCUACUUAUGAUUUCGAUUUGACGCCAUUUUUAGGGAUUCUUUUGGAUGGGAAGGAUCAUAUGAUUGGUGUUGGUGUUAGUGAUAGCAUUCCUUAUUGGCUUGUUGAUGCUAAUUUGCAUCUUUGGUUAGAUACUGGGUUAGCAAGUGUAGAAGCAAAAUCUGUUGUUUAUGAAAAUCCAGGUUCUUCCGUUAAACGUCAAGAAGAGUUCAGAAUGCUUGAUGGGUCUUUUGCAAUCAAGGGGACGAGGAAAACACAACUUGUUGGUUGGAUUAAAUCGAGUUUAGGGAACUUUACUACUUCUGUUAUGCAUCAGUAUAAGUUCAGGAGCUCAGUAAGGUUUGGGAAAAAUGGGAAUCAUAAAAAUGUCAAACAGAAUCUGAAGUCGAAGAGAGAAGUUAAAGUGAUGAAUGAAAUGGGUAUAUUGCUCAGUCGUGCGACUGUUAAAAGAAAGUAUCCACUCAAAGUUGUCACUUUAAAUCUGCCUGGAAAAAAGAAAGAUACUUAUAAGCUUAUUACAAAUGUUUCUCAUGCUUUCUUUCACCAGUACUCAAAGGGAAUGUUUUCAAGCUCUGUUAAUAACAAACAGGUUGCUAAUGGUUGGAUGGAGGUUAAAGAUCAUGAUGUUGUUGCAGGUGAAGCAGUCACUAACCAAACUUUAACUUGGAGAGAUGAUUCUGGCUGUUAUGUUCGUUCUGUUGCUGCUAUUGAUGGCAGCCUCGUAAGAGACAAUUCCACUUAUGUUUGUCCAUCUAUUGUGUAAUAUUUAUUUGAUUGUGUUGAUUUCUUUGUAGGCUGUUCUUUUGAAAUCUGCAAAUAAUGUGUCUUCUUUAUAUGUUUUAUUCCACAUUCAAUGCGGUGUAAUUUCAGAUUCUCUAAUCCAUUGCAAGGUUUCUUGCUUUAAAUUUGGCUUUCUUGGUUGCGUUUCCAUUAAACAUCUAACA
Messenger RNA from Jatropha curcas, 2014 nucleotides. Its product is annotated as peptide-N4-(N-acetyl-beta-glucosaminyl)asparagine amidase A. The record is from RefSeq and is a predicted model, not a curated record. NCBI's taxonomy places the organism in Eukaryota, Viridiplantae, Streptophyta, Magnoliopsida, Malpighiales, Euphorbiaceae.